Gracilinanus agilis (Agile Gracile Mouse Opossum) is the source of this 496-nucleotide messenger RNA. Its product is annotated as carcinoembryonic antigen-related cell adhesion molecule 1-like. The annotation marks the transcript as partial. Lineage: Eukaryota; Metazoa; Chordata; Mammalia; Didelphimorphia; Didelphidae. The record is from RefSeq and is a predicted model, not a curated record. The transcript is spliced from 2 exons.
AUGGCCCCAAUGGAGAACAAGGACAAUGUCUCAUUGACAUGCCAGGCUGAGGGUCAAACUGACACAUACCGGUGGUUCAUAAAUGAAAGUGCCCCAGCCAGUGACAGGAUACAGCUGUCCCCAGAUAACAGGACACUCAGUAUACACAAUGUCACAAGGGAAGACGAAGGACCCUAUGUGUGUGAAAUCGAGAACCCAAUUAGUCGCAAUAGGAGUGAUCCAUUCAGAGUGAAUGUUACCUAUGGCCCAGAUUCCCCCAUGAUUGACCCUACAGAUGAUCAUUACUCUAUAGGGGAAAAUAUUACUUUGAACUGUUCUGCUGAAUCUAACCCACCUGCCCAAUUCACUUGGGUUCACAAUGGACAAACCUUGAGCAACUCAGCCACACUCUCUCUUACUAAUGUGUCACUGAAUGACACUGGAACCUAUACCUGUCAUGCAUCUAACCCAUACACUGGCUUGACUAGCUCCAAAGACAAGACUCUUAUGAUCUAUG